AUGGGGACCGAGCAAGCGAAGGAAGGAAGGGGAGCGGGGGAGGAGCGCGUGGUGGUGCGCACGGGGCCGAGGCCGGCGCUGCCGGCGCCGCAGCAGCGGGCGGUGGACCAGUUCUGGAGGGAGCGGCAGGAGGAUAUGGAGGCGACGGUGGACUUCAACGACCGCAUACUGCCCAUGUCCCGCCUCAAGAGGCUCAUCCGCGCCGAGGAGGACGGCAUGAUGAUCGCCGCCGACACGCCGGCGUACCUGGCCAAGCUCUGCGAGCUCUUCGUGCAGGAGCUCGCCCUGCGCGCCUGGGCGUGCGCCCAGUCCCACCACCGCCGCAUCAUACUGGAAUCGGACAUCGCCGAGGCCAUCGCCUUCACCGAGUCGUACGACUUCCUCGCCACCGUGCUCCUCGAGCACCAACGGGAGGCGCGGCUGGUCGGCCGUGCUGCUACGCCGACAACACCCGUGGUGACGGCGGCGAGGGCGAGGCUCAUCACCAGGAAGCGCCACAUGCCGGACCCGAAUCCUCGGCGGCCGGUGCAUGGGGUGCGGAGAAUUCGUCCCCGUGCGCUUCCUGUCACGCCUACUUCGCCGCCGCCGGACGUUCGCUACGUGCCGGUUCCGUUUCCGUUCCCUUCGGCGCCGAUCGGAGCCACAGCGACGGCGGAGGGGCUGAUGAUUAUCCCACCCAUCAACGCCGCGACUACGGGUCGCGCGUUCUUCCUGGACAUGAACAGCGGCACUAGCUUCGCAGGUGAAAACUCUGCUGCUGAAACUAUGGCAUCUCCUCCUCCGGCAGGGCCUGCAGGAGCAGUGGCGCUGCCCAGUGUCCAUCCUGCCGCUUACUACCUGUGCGCUUACCCGGUGACCAACGACGUUGAGGCCUUCGCCGUUGGCAACACUGAUCCUGAUGUCAUCCCACCGGAGAUUGUAGUGGGAGACGUCGCCAUUCCACCGGAGAUUAUAGAGGGAAACGUCGCCGAUGGCAACGGCGACGGCGGACAGCAGCAGCAGCAGACCGAAAACCUUGGUGGUAAUGGUGAGAAUGUGGUGGUGCCGCAAAGCAAUGAUGUGCAGGAAGAUGGUGCAGAUGGGAUGUUCCUGGAGGAGAUCCUCAUGGAUGAAGACCUGAUGUUUCCCGACGCCGAGCUUUUUCCGUUGGUGGGCGCUGCACCUGAUCCGGAGGAUUUCAUCGUCGACCAAGAUGUUCUCGACGACGUCUUCGCCAACCCGAGCAGCAGCGCAAGCAGCGACUGA
Molecule: messenger RNA, 1245 nt
Organism: Triticum turgidum subsp. durum (durum wheat)
Lineage: Eukaryota; Viridiplantae; Streptophyta; Magnoliopsida; Poales; Poaceae
Source: the annotation of a GenBank genome assembly